This is a messenger RNA of Oxyura jamaicensis (ruddy duck), 3138 nucleotides long. It is a transcript of the gene SLC22A7, whose product is annotated as solute carrier family 22 member 7. NCBI's taxonomy places the organism in Eukaryota, Metazoa, Chordata, Aves, Anseriformes, Anatidae. The record is from RefSeq and is a predicted model, not a curated record. Bases 993 to 2621 code for a protein of 542 amino acids. Gene Ontology annotation, molecular function: transmembrane transporter activity. Gene Ontology annotation, cellular component: membrane. The transcript has 10 exons. Gene Ontology annotation, biological process: transmembrane transport.
ACUCAUGAACCAUGUUGUGUGCGUGAAGCAAGCUGUGCCAGCUGUUACUGCACCUUCCCAGUUGCUGCAUUUUCUAGGCAUUGUUUCUAUAGCUCUAAAAAAAUAAUAAUAAUAAUAAAAAAUAAUAAUAAUAAUCUCUGGCUGAGUAAAGAGCCCCCUGUUCCUGGUUAAGGAUGUAUGAAGAGUGGAAAAAUCAAGUUAAAGACCCUUCUCUUCAAGGAACCCAUUGCUGGUGGUGAUGGAAGGAACAUGGUAUAAGGCCUGUGUGGUGGUGGCAGCAGUACCUGUGGUCCUGUCAAGGGCUUUAGGUCCCUCACUCUUGGGCUGUUGCAUUGGUUCCCAUCCAACUGGUCUCCAUCUGCAGACCGAUCUUUCAUCUCUUACUUCUUCCGGAUAUCCUCUCACGUCUCCAUACUUCCUGCUCCCAUGAGGUCAUGACUUGAGACAAGCCACGCUAAAAACACACAGCUGAUGCACAGUAAGCAGGCUUCAGUGCCCAUGGGCAUCCCUACAUAGUGAGUCACCCCUGAUCUCCUGGGGACCUAUUUCAUGUCCAGCUGGGCCAGCUGGUGAUCAGCUCACAUGAGACAGAGCUUGUUGCAGAGCCUGAGAGGCAGGCAGUGUGUGGUACCCCCACAGCAUAAAUCAUGGUGCUUCCACAGGACUAUUCCCACCGCCUCCUUUCCUAAUGUGGAUCUCCCUCUCAAAAACCACAACGGGAAGAAAGGGCUCUAAAAUGAGAAGGUGCCUUGUGCUGGGUCCACUUGAAAUGGAUGUGCUGUGUGCACACAGGAUGAUUUCUUUGGCUCUACCCCAAAUGGACAGUUUUACUGUGACUUUUGACAACCUUUCAGUGAGGUCUCAAAGUCCAAGGGAGUGGCUGUAUGAAAAGCCAUGGGAAGCUGAGCUCCAAAGACAGAGACCGCUUCUCAAGCUCAUGUUGCUGCUCCUUGGUACAUAGCUGCUCUGAAUGAGCAAACUCCACAGAAAAGAUGAAAUUUGAGGAUCUCUUGCUGGAAAUUGGUGGCUUUGGCAGAUUCCAGAUUUUGAUUUUGUUUGUACUUUGCCUCGCAAGAAUCAACCUUCCCAUGCAUUUUCUGCUGCACAGCUUUCUUGCUGCUACCCCCUCUCAUCACUGUGCAAUUCCACACCAAGAGGAAUUUGUGAACCUCACCAUGGAGGAAAUUCUGCUCAUCAGCAUCCCCCGGGAGCCUGAUGGCACCUUCAGGUCCUGUGAGAUGUUCUCACAGCCUCAGUUUCACCUACUGCUCAAUUCUUCUCUGCAACCAGAAAACGACUCCAUCAUCCAGAACUGCCAGCAUGGAUGGGUCUAUGACCACUCGCAGUUCACCUCCACCAUCUCUACCCAGUGGGACCUCGUGUGUGAGCAGCGUGGACUGAACCAGGCAACUGCCACCUUCUUCUUCAUUGGCGUCACAAUCGGGGCCGUGGUGUUUGGAUACCUUUCAGACAGGUUCGGUCGGAAAUCCAUGCUCCUGCUGUCGCUUGUGUUCUCUGUCGUAUUCGGGAUGCUGAGCGCCGCCUCCAUCUCCUACAGCAUGCUGGCCAUCACGCGGACCCUCACCGGGUUGGCCCUGAGCGGCCUCUCCCUGAUUGUAUUGCCUCUGGGGAUGGAGUGGGUGGACAUAGAGCACCGCACCUUCUCUGGGGUCCUGACCAGCAUCUUCUGGAGCAUCGGGAACAUGCUGCUGGCCUUGAUAGCCUACCUGGUGAGGGAAUGGCACUGGCUCUUAGUCGCCGUAACAGGACCUUGUCUUCUGAGCAUUAUCUACCUGUGGUGGGUCCCAGAGUCUGCCCGGUGGCUCAUAGCCAACGGCAAAGUGAAAGAAGCUCACAAGCAUCUGCUUAGAUGUGCAAGAAUGAACGGAAUGAAAGACUUCGCUCUCUCACCAGAGGCCCUCAGAAUGAUCACAACAGACAAAAAGCCAGGAGAGAGUUUCUCCUACAUCAGCUUGUUCAGGACACCAGUCCUGCGGAAGAUCUCUCUGUGUUCAGGGGCAGUGUGGUUUGGUGUAGCCUUCUCUUACUACGGCAUGAGCAUGAAACUAACUGGCUUUGGGCUCAACAUGUAUCUCUCCCAGUUUGUCUUUGGCAUCAUUGAGAUUCCAGCCAAGAUGAUCGUGUACGUGCUGGUGAAUCGAGUUGGACGACGGCAGAGUCAGGCUUGGUCACUCAUCCUGACUGGACUAUGCAUAGGAGCCAACAUCAUCAUUCCCAAACCUUUCACUUCCUUACGCUCUGUAGUAGCAGUUACGGGCAAAGGUCUCUCAGAAGCUGCAUUCACCACUGUCUUCUUGUACACCUCUGAGCUCUACCCCACCGUACUGAGGCAGAAUGGGAUGGGAUACACCUCCUUCAUGGCACGCAUCGGUGGGGCUUUGGCUCCACUCGUGUUCCUGCUGGAUGACGUGUGGAGGUCCCUGCCCGAGGUGACGUACUGUGGCAUGGCAGUGUGCUGCGGCUCGGUGGCCUUCCUGCUCCCAGAGACACUCAACGUGCGCCUGCCUGAAGGCAUCGAGGACAUCGAGAAGACACAGGUGAAAGAGCCACUACAAACCAGCACCCCUGAGGGCAUGCCAUUACAGUCUCUUCUGAAGUGAGGGACUCCAUGGGACAGGCACAGACACUGUGUAGGACUGCAAAUCUGAGCCACGCUCUGACCCGCCAACUGAAGAGCCUUCACCAUCCUCCUCGUCUCUCUCUGCAGGAAAGUGAGGCUGAGGGCAUAUAAGGAAGGAGUGGAUCAUGAAACCACCUGGAGGGAGCUAACCCUGCUCUGUAGUGUGUCCAGGAGCUAAAACACUCAGGUCCAAUAGGGUCUGGAAAUGCAAGGACCCUGUGCUUAGCCCUUCCAGUCUUUGGCCUCGAUGGACUAGCAGCACCUUUCAGAUUACUGCACAGACUUCCAGAAACUACAGUCCAUUGGUUUACAAACCACAAGAAAACAGCAAUAAAAAACACUGAGUGUGAAUUGUACAAAAAACAAAUCAUCUGAAAUAAAUCUAACUGCAUGGCGGAUAAACCAUAAACUGUAGCUACAAAUAUUUCUUCAAUUUGGAAGUGUUCUGGAGAUUUUCCACACUGGCCAAAGCUAGCAAAAAGUACAUGGAGUAAUUC